Umbelopsis ramanniana AG is the source of this 1545-nucleotide messenger RNA. RefSeq lists its product as uncharacterized. Bases 1 to 1545 code for a protein of 514 amino acids. The record is from RefSeq and is a predicted model, not a curated record. Lineage: Eukaryota; Fungi; Mucoromycota; Umbelopsidomycetes; Umbelopsidales; Umbelopsidaceae. The transcript has a single exon.
AUGAAACGUCCAACAUCAAAAUCGCUAAACUUUCGCAAUCCACUCGUGUUAUCACCAUCCAAAUCUGAGAGCUCGUGUGCUCGCUCCCGAACGUUAUCCAGACUCAAAUCGGAUGGCCAUAACUUAAUCGCUCGCUUGUCUGGUCCAUUGCGUCGAUCAAAAUCUCAGUGUGGAUCGUUAACUUUUUCAGCCACUAGCUUUGGUGAAAUAAGAUACAAUACCGAGUUGAAGGCACAAACUGAGCAGAUAAUGGAAUCUGACACCAGACAUGAAUUUUUAAGGUACCAUAGGCGCCGUGAACAUACACAGUCAUCUAACAUGAUGGCUGAUGCUAGAAGCAAACGGCGGAAGGAUUCGGAAAAUUCUGACUAUGCGGACGAAAACAACGAGCCCUUACUUGCUUGUAGUGUAUACGGAGAAAAAACAAAAUGGAUUUCUGGAAUAAGGUCAUACUUGAGUCUUCGAAGACGUGACAGUCAUCGACGAGAGAAGCUGCACAAAAAAAGCAAAUCGGUACCAACAACCACACCGGUUUCUAUAAUUAAUCAUGCCGCAAUUGCCGACGUAACGGUACCUUUUGGAAACAAUCGUUCGGGAAUAUUAGUAGUCGGCCAGUCAAUCAAAUCACCAAUAUCACCUUUGGAGCGGAAGCACUUUGCAGUACCAACCCCAGCAAAAGUAGAACAACGAGAGAGAAGGCGAUGUCAAAGCUCUGCUACCACCUGUAUGGAUCAUCAGCGUAAUUCAUCUUGUAUAUCAACCUCUAACUUCACCGUAAAUUCAGAGAAUUUGACGGCACGAGAAUUUGCAGAUAUGACGGGCAUACGCAUUUGCAGCGAUGAUGAAGAUUUGGAUGAUGAAUUGGUAGUUGAACGUGCUUCAACCCCACAAAAAACAUGCCAAUCAGAUGAAGAACUUAUCUCACAAAGUAGUUUAUUUUCGACACCUCAUACAACCAUUUAUUCUAAUCAUAUCACUGCGAAUUCAUUUGGAGGUCAUAGUAGGACUUCAUCCACGUUGAAAAAGCCGCAAAUAUGGGAGCAAGAAUUUUGGAAAAAUUCAGAAGAUUUGCAAGCAAUGCCAUUAUGUUUCAGUUCAUUACAACAACAAGAAGGUUAUCAGAUUGAAAACGGUAUGCUACAGCUCCCUAAAUCCAAAUCAGCUCAGUUGGAACCUUACCAUCAUGGUCUACGCAACAAUCAUCGACGAAUAGAUAGUUCGCCCAUGCCAUCAACUCCAUCGAUAUAUGAAAAAUCGAUGACAAUCGACGAGCGAGCAGCUUCAGAGAGAAUGAAAGAUGAAAAAUCGCGCAAACCUAUUGAACCCAUCAGCAAGACUAAGAAGGAAAAGCCAAUAGUUGUUCGCAAGGGUAGAUUUGAAAUCAUCUAUGGAAGCCCACCAGAAGAUAGCUUGCUACUGAGCAAAAUAUACCCACCAGAAGCUAGCUCCGCUUCGUUUACCGAUUAUAUGCCUGAUGAAGAAUCAAAUCUUCUGUCGGGUCGAACAGUCGAGUGGAAGAGGAAGAAACACUCAAUAAAGGAGUAG